AUGUCGGGCUCCAACCAAGAAGAGUCUGCUGGGUCGAAACCCGACGAGGAAAAGAUUGCGCAAUUGCCACAAACAAACACUCUAGACGCCCUUCAUAAUCCAUACUUUGUCGACGCAACGAAGCCUUCGUCAGCGAGUAAAAGUCUCCCACCAUGGCUCGACCAUUUCAACGCAAAAGACAUAAAGAGGCUAUUCAAAUCUUCUCUGGCUGUCUGGAUCAUGGCUGUUCUGAUGCUCAUUGAACCAUGUCUGAGAGCGAUAGGUCGAGCAACAUUUCUUGGAUGCAUCAUCCUUUUUAUUGCUCCUCCAGCUGGUAUCGUAUUUGUUCAGCUGAUGGUGGUUAUUUCCGUUUUGCUUGGCUGCUCUCUUAGUUGGGCCUGGGGUGUCAUCACAAUGAAAGCUGCCGUCGCGACGUGGCCGCAAGCUGAGAAGCAGGCUCGAUUCGCCACGCUUCAGCAAGAGGCGGCAAAUACCACAGAUCCGCUGCAAUAUGCAGAGGUCCAGAUUCUCAAUGGCUACAUGUUGAAUACGAACGUGACCAUCACCUAUUUUUGCAUGAUGGGACUAUUCGUCUACUUCAUGGCCCGGCUUCGCGUUGCAUUCCCCAAACUCAUACUCGUGCAAGUUGUGGCUUCAAUUGUUACUGUCGUGUAUCUCGAUGCCGCACCACUUUUGCCAACCUUCGUUGGAACACUUGCCAAGGUUAUCGUCAUUCCCUGCUCCGUCGCUGCCGGGAUUGGCCUCGUCUGCAAUAUUUUCGUCUUCCCUACGUCCUCCACAUCCGAAGCACUCGAUGGCAUGCGAGAUGUCCUCGCUCUGAUGCCCGAAUUCUUAGAUGCCUCUGUUCUCGGCCUCAAGCAUCCAACCCUAGACCUGAGCGAGGCCAAGUUGACCGGACUGCGAACUGGGGUGCUUUCGGCCUACAAGCUCCUAGGUCCUCUUUUCAGAAUCCUGCCGAUUGAUUUGUCUGUCGGAAGAUGGGGCUCAGAUGACCUAUCGACAUUAAUUGAGCCUUUUCGCCAGCUCACUAUUAAUUUUGUCGCCCUCACGGAACUCUACAGACAAACCCAAGUGCGAAAGGAAAAGAGCAUCGAUGCAUUGAAUCGUGCAUUAGCUAGCAAUGACGGGAGCAAUAGUGACCAGCGGACGGUCGAGCUUGGGCAACAACAGAUUGAUCGAGAGUUUGAUUUCCGCGUUAGGUCGGACUAUCCUCUCAGAAACGUUCUGAUCAAGGAGAGUAUCCAGUCAUUGGUGAAUCCAGGCGAUCACCUGGUUGAUGCAUGCAAAGAAUCUCUCCAAGCUAUCAGCGAGGCAUUGGCCCAGGCUCAUGCCCUUCGAAAGAACCCUGGCCAGUCGGAAAUGCAGCAGAGGCACGCUGCUGUGCUCUCCAAACUCCGCGAGCAGCGCGACAUCUUCAUGGCCUCGACUUCGCGAUCCCUUGCUGAGAUUUCUCGAAAAAGUUGUGACGACGAUGGACUUUCAAGAGGUGGCAUUGCCUCAUCGUUUGCCGGGCUCAUGCUGGGGAUUCUUCUCCAGGAGCGGUUGUUCCGGCUGGCAGACGCUAUAGACCAAGUUCUCACCAGAAUUGUGGAACUAGAGGGGAUGAGAACCAGGCUUCGAGUCUGGUUUCCAAGUCGAUUGACGGCACUCCUCAGAUGGAUCGGCCAUGAAGACUCUUCGGAGGAUGCAGUGACGGCUGCGGACCUCGGCGACCGUCUUAGGCGUACCUCGACCGUCACUUCAGUAAGCCCCAAUUUGCAGGCUAAAUCUGAGACCUCAGAUCCCUAUGCGAAAUCAGCACGAGCUGAAUUGGUUCGUAUGCGGGCACCCAACGGCCGUAAGAGAAGCCGGGGAGGCAGAAUCGUUCUAGCUAUCACGAACUGGUUUGGAAAUGAAGAAAGCUUCUUUGCUCUUCGAAUGGUUGUGGUCACUCUUGCCCUUUCAGUUCCUGCCGUCGUUAAGUCCACCGCAGGCUUCUUCUACCGCAAUAGAGCCCUGUGGGCUGUCAUCAUGGCUCAGUUGACUUUGGUUCCAUAUACAGCCGAACUACUCUUUGGAAGUCUUAUACGAGUCUUUGGCACCAUCAUCGGCGGUGUCAUUGGGAUGGUGGCAUGGUAUAUAGGCGCUGGAAACGGUCCUGGGAGUCCGUACGGCCUUGCCGCUAUCUUCGCGCCUGCUAUUAUCCUAAUGAUGUGGUGUCGUCUAUUUACUUCUCCUGCUAUGAUGCCUGCGGGAAUUAUGAUGGGUGCGACAGCGUUCCUUGUUGCUGGCUACAGUUGGAGCGAUACACAGAUCCCGCAAUACGGCACUCCCGGCGUGGGCUAUGCGGUCUUCUGGCGGCGUGUUGUCACUGUACUUGUCGGUAUUGCAGGUGCCCUUGUUGUAAAUUUUAUACCAAAACCGCCCUCUGCAAAUCGCCAUUGCCGACACCUGCUCGCCGAUACUCUCGUCAGCGUUCGAGAUCGAUACGCUCUCUUUGCGUCCAGUUGGAAGGAUCCUGCUCCUGAUCUGCGCCAAGUAGCUGAAGAAGAGGGUUUAGCAGUUGGCGAGACGCUCCUGGCAAUCUCAGGAUCCAUAAAGCUAACGGUAUUGGAGUUUUCAUCCUCUAAUUUCGACACGAGAACGCUAGUCUUGGUUUGUAACCAAUGUAUGAUUCUUAACCAGAAUAUCACACUGCUGCUGCAAUAUACGACCCGACUCUCCGAGGGCGAAAGAGCAAGAAUCAUCCCAGCUACAGGCGCCAUGAAUGAGAAUCUCGUCACCGAGCUAAUGGGCGUGCUCUCUAUCGUUCAACAGGCGCUCAAGAGCGGCGACCCUCUACCAGCAGUGUUGCCCACGCCAUUGUUCACCAAGGCUGUUGCCCAUGCGCGAGAACAGGUUGCGGAGGGAAUCAGCCGCUCGAGCGACCUCCCGUGCAGCUUCCCGAACAAAGAGAAUGUCGACAGCGAAGUAAUGAGGAAUUUCAUUGUUAUUUUGAAUUCCUUGGUACAAUUGCUCGCGGCCUUGGACGAGCUGGUGCUGAUUUUAAAACGGGCGGUCGGUGAGACGAGUAGCAUUAUGAUGCUAGAGACUGUGUAA
This is a messenger RNA of Ilyonectria robusta, 3078 nucleotides long. RefSeq lists its product as uncharacterized. The transcript is spliced from 3 exons. NCBI's taxonomy places the organism in Eukaryota, Fungi, Ascomycota, Sordariomycetes, Hypocreales, Nectriaceae. The coding region runs from base 1 to 3078 and encodes 1025 amino acids. The record is from RefSeq and is a predicted model, not a curated record.